Exserohilum turcica Et28A is the source of this 1671-nucleotide messenger RNA. RefSeq lists its product as uncharacterized. NCBI's taxonomy places the organism in Eukaryota, Fungi, Ascomycota, Dothideomycetes, Pleosporales, Pleosporaceae. The transcript has 3 exons. Gene Ontology annotation, molecular function: oxidoreductase activity; heme binding. Bases 123 to 1625 code for a protein of 500 amino acids. The record is from RefSeq and is a predicted model, not a curated record.
ACUGAUAUAUCCGGCGUAGCCAAUUUCCCUCGCGGCAGUCGGCCGAAGCGUGCAACAAGAUCCCGACUCGACCUCACUUGAUCUCACUUAAUCUCAAACCCACACUACAGGACUCUGGAACCAUGUCGAAAAUCAGUGGAGCAGAAGUAGCAAAGCACAACAGCAAAAAUGACUGUUGGAUGGUUCUCGAUUCAAAGGUGUACGACGUUUCAAAGUUCGUGUUUGAACAUCCGGGUGGAGCCACGAUCCUCCUAAAGAACGCUGGGUCGGAUGCAACAGAAGAGUUUAAGAUAUACCAUCCGCUGACUUAUGUGGAUGACUACCUACCCAAGGAUGCCUAUCUAGGACCCAUCGAUGCCAACACCUUGGGAGAGCUUCGCCAAAUCAAAGCUGCAGGGCCAAAGAAGCCAGCAGAAGCCGACCCAAACUCCAAUGAGAUUCCACACGUCAAUCUCUGCGUCACCACCAUGGACUUUGAGCCAGUGGCAAAGGCGGUCAUACCUCACAAGUCAUACAUCUAUGUCUCUGGAUCCGCAAACACGGGCGCAUCCAUCAGAGGCAACAUCGGCGACUGGGAGCGCGUCACCUUCCGCCCGCGCGUCCUGCGCGAUGUAGCCAAAGUGGACAUGAGCCGCAAGAUUGCUGGAUGCAGCUCACCGUAUCCAUUCUACAUCUGCCCCAUGGGAACAAUGGGUGCGAUCCACGCAAAUGCCGAGCCUGAAAUGAUACGAGGCGCUGUGCGCAAAGGCAUACACAAGGUUGUCAGCACCGCAAGUAGCAAGAAGAGCGAAGCCAUCAUGGAGAGCUAUGUCGAAGAGCAAAAGAAAGUUGGAAACAAGAGCCCGACACAGCUUUACUACCAAUACUACAUGCCCGAGGACAGGAAGAAGGCCGUCGAGCUCAUCCAUAUUGCGAAGCGCUGUGGGUACAAGGGGCUGUGGAUGACAGUCGACACGCCUGUGCUAGGAAAGCGUACCGCUGAUCGUUACCUGCAGGCCGAGGAGGCUGUCGCGUUCGGCGUCGUUGAAGAGCUGCCUUCCAUGUGGGAAGCCGGCGGUGACAAUGACUUUGCCCCGGCAAUGGGCGGACGCCCCGCCAUGGGCCAAUUGAGCGCCAACAUUACAUGGAAAGACAUUGAAUGGAUCAGCAGGGAAUGGGGCGGCCCCAUUGUGCUCAAGGGUAUCCAGUGCGCAGAGGACGCCAAGCUCGCGCUGGAAUACGGGUGUGCAGGCAUCUUGCUCAGCAACCACGGCGGCCGACAAAUGCACACGGCACCUAGUGCGCUCAUGACGCUGCUCGAAAUCCGCACCUACUGCCCAGAGGUCCUGGGCAAACUGGAAAUCUACCUCGAUGGCGGGCUCCGAGAUGGCAACGAUGUGCUCAAGGCCCUGUGCUUGGGCGCGACGGCCGUCGGCGUGGGUAGGCCCUUCCUGUACGCACUCGGUGCGUAUGGAGCAAAGGGAGUGGAGAGAUGUGUCGACAUACUCACUGACGAGCUGGAAACGGGCAUGCGCUUGCUGGGCAUCACGUCGCUGGAUCAGUGCAGACCGGACAUGGUCAACGCCACUCGCUUGCUCAACGAAAUGUGGCGACCCGAGCCGCUCGGUGCAAAGAGCAGGCUGUAAUUAGACUGCAUUGUGUAGUAGUAGUAUGGAGUUGAGCCAUCAAAAC